This is a messenger RNA of Oncorhynchus mykiss (rainbow trout), 869 nucleotides long. RefSeq names its product endonuclease domain-containing 1 protein-like. The record is from RefSeq and is a predicted model, not a curated record. Lineage: Eukaryota; Metazoa; Chordata; Actinopteri; Salmoniformes; Salmonidae. Gene Ontology annotation, molecular function: nucleic acid binding; hydrolase activity; metal ion binding.
CGUUGUGACAUUUUAGUUUUGCUGUUGUUUCCUCUGCUUUCCCAGGGGAAUGUGACCCCGUUCACAAAUUGCCCUCAGUUCUUUGUGAAUGGGGUCCAUCCCACGGUUCUCAGAGAUCUUAUGAACAACAAUCGCUACCAGCAGAUAUGCCAGUGUCUCAUGGACCAGAAAAACCAAGUAAUUUACUACUAUGCCACGCUCUACGAUACCAAUAAUAAGAUUCCUGUGUAUUCUGCCUACACGCUUCAACAUUCAACCGUUUCCCGAGAGAACCCUUGGUAUGUCGAACCUCAGCUCGAUGGUGGUAGAGACCUCUGCAUGGGCGCACAGAAACCCUCAACCAUAAACUGGGGUCAACACCAGGCCCUGAAUAGCGACUAUUGGGGACCAGUCUACGAUAAGGGCCACCUCUACCCAGUCUACCACACCUCCACAUAUUUAUCCAUGCUAGCCACCUCUACCCUGACCAACGCAGCCCCACAAGGCUCAAGCUUCAACAGGGGCGGAUGGAAGACACAUGAAAGGAACCUGGUUAGCCUACUGCAAAAAUGCUCAAAGGUCUAUGUAGUCACUGGUGUAGUGCCUGAUAACAUAGCGAUAGGUAAUGGUGUCAGAGUGGCUAAGUUCUACUGGAGUGCAUACUGUUGUGUUAUUAUAAAUGGAAUUAAGGAGUCUAAAGGGUACGUAGGUCCUGAUAACAACGACAUAGUGUUAACACUGACUGUGCAAGAACUGGAGAAAGAACUCAGCAAAUUAUAUGGUUCAACUUUCUCUGUGUUCCAAGGCGGAUGCUAACGCUAAGUAAGCUAGCUAAUGCUAAUUAAAUCUUGAACAACACUAGUAUUGCAACAAUUAUACAUUUUACUGUU